This is a messenger RNA of Neoarius graeffei (lesser salmon catfish), 2936 nucleotides long. It is a transcript of the gene rspo2, whose product is annotated as R-spondin 2. The record is from RefSeq and is a predicted model, not a curated record. NCBI's taxonomy places the organism in Eukaryota, Metazoa, Chordata, Actinopteri, Siluriformes, Ariidae. The transcript is spliced from 5 exons. Bases 1068 to 1805 code for a protein of 245 amino acids.
AGUAAAAGCGGCCCAAGCAUCAGCACCACUGAGCCUGAGCUGGCCAUCAGCAGAGCGCUCCGGAGCCGCGCAUCGACCUCACACACAGCUCCACGAUCACUAACGAGCUUCAGGUGUUCCACAUAGGCUGGGUGGUGGUGUUCUUUUUUUACGGAGGAAAGAAAGAAAGAAAGAACCCAGAGGCGCUUUUAUUUUUUCUUUCUCUUAGAAUCGGCGGAUCGUGAAGAGCGAGUGCUUCAGCUUCCGAGCGCACAGUGCGCGUCUGAGUGAGUGAGUGUGUGUGUGUGUGAGAGAGAGAGAGAGAGAGAGAGUGAUGAGCUGUGAAUAACGGAUCCAGGACGGUGUUUGGAGUGGCAAACUUUUCCCCAGCGACAGGGAUGCUCUGUGUCCAAACUCCAUGGCCUUCUGAAGGAACUUGAUAUUAGUUUUUGUUUUUUACCCGGAUCGGACUCUUCUCCUCCAUCUCUCUCUCUUUCUCUUUAUUUUCCUUCUCAUUCUUCUCGCUGUCUUUAUUUCCCACGUAGCCUUAUGUCAUCUUGUGUGAGUGUGAGUGUGUGUUGAGUGUGUGUCCACGUUUGGCCGAACAUGUGGUUUGGUGAUCUGCGCUGCGUAAAGACGGAACGGUGCCACGGUUUAACGUUGAUGUAUUAUAAAGUGCGCUGUGUGCGCUAAGUGAUUGUUUUGCUGAUGAAUAAUAACGAGGCUUCAUCCUCCGAUUUCGGCUGUUCUAUAAUCCAAGCACGGCUCACUGUCUUGCACUGCUUUCGAGCCCUAUAAUCUCACUCGAACUCUUUCCAUAGGCUACCGGAGCACUGUGCGCCUUUUUUUUUUUCCUUUUCUUUUUUAACACGCUUCAGCUAUAAACAUGACUUUAGUCGCUGAUGAUAAACUCUUUCCCGUCUGAUGAGCGACACGUUGAAGUAUGGACUCGUAAACUUCACAUAGGCAAAAAACCUUCAACACGGACGCUGUGGACGGCAAAAGAGAAAGAGAGAGAAACAAACCAAUACACUUCUGACACGUUUGGCACUUCUGACUGAGUGGAGAGAUCACGCACAGCCGCCCAGAUGCAGUUUCGACUCUUCUCCUUUGCUUUGAUCGUGUUGAACUGCAUGGACUACAGUCACUGCCAGACGCAGGCGCAUCGCUGGAGAAGGAACAAAAGAGCUAGCUAUGUUUACCCAAUCUGCAAAGGCUGCUCAGUGUGUUCGAAGGACAAUGGGUGUAUGACGUGUCAGCCCAAGCUCUUCCUUUUCCUGAGGAGGGAGAGGAUGAGGCAGUAUGGCGAGUGUCUCCACGUCUGCCCCUCUGGCUACUACGGCACCCGUGGGCCGGAGAUCAACAUGUGUUCAAGAUGUAGGAUAGACAACUGUGAGACCUGUUUCAGCAAAGAGCAUUGUACAAAGUGCAAGCCUGGUUUUUACUUGCACAAAACCCGCUGCUAUGAGAAGUGUCCAGAGGGCUUUGCUCCACUGGAUGACAGCAUGGAGUGUGGAGAGGGCUGUGAGGUGGGUCAGUGGAGCGAGUGGGGGACGUGCACCAGAAGAAACAAAACAUGUGGCUUCAAGUGGGGAUUGGAGACUCGCACACGGCAUAUUGUGAAGAAACCACCAAGGGACACGAUACCCUGCCCUACGAUUGCUGAGUCCAGGAGGUGCAAAAUGCCUAUGCGACACUGCAGGAAAGGGGGAUCGGGGAAGCACAAGCCUAAAGAUCAGAAGAAGAAGUCCAACAAGCAGAGGCUGCGCUUCCGGGCUCAGAACCACCACAGUGACCACCUGGCCUCAUUGAGGGCCAGCCAGUAAAGACUGAGAUUCCACAUGGAACGAAGAUCAGAAAGCUGCUACCCGCUGCUCAACACACACUUGUACACACACACACACACAAAUGCAGUUCCUCAUAGUCUCUUAAGCUGUACACACAUUCACACAUGCGCUGUGUAUUUGUACCUCCUGCUGCUUCCGUCGUGCCGGUGCCCCAACGCGUGACCCUUCUCGACAUCUUCGAGCCGUACAGCAACUGUUGGUACCCAGUCUGAGCUGGAAGAUGAGGAAAACAGAGCUGAACAAGGACUGAAGGAGUCAUGGACUUUAAGGUUGGAGGAUGAGCAACGAGCAAGCGAGAGAGAGAGAGAGAGAGAGAGAGAGAGAGGGCAGGAGGAGAAUAGAUAGAAGGAGGGGGAUAGAGAGUAUAAUGUCUUGAGAAGAAAGACACUUGUCUAUAUUUAUGUAAAAUGAUGUGAGCAUCAACGGACGCAGAGUGCGCCAGGUAAUGCCUUUUUGGUUGGCUCUGUACAUUUCUGAGAGUAAUCCAGUAUAAUGUGUAGUUGCAAAGUAUUUUAUUCUCGGCACAAGAUGUUUACGUCCAGACUGCUUUAUGCUCUAACUGUAUAUUGUGGAUAAUAAAAGUUUAGUUGUUCACCUAGCAUGGCCACAAGCUCAUGUGUACAUAGUUGGUGAGUUUAUCUAAUGAUAUUAUUAAAAUAAAACAUUACUGUAUUUUCAGUAUUGAGCUCCUUCACCAUUAAAUGUGUUAGUAAAAGGUUAUAAUACCAGCUACAGGUUUAAGAUUAAAAAAAAAAAAGAACAAAAAAUUAAUAAAUAAAUAAAACAUAGCCUUCACAUAGCUAUUACAUUUAUAUGGUAUAUAUUUGAUUUAUUUAUUGAUUUUGAUUUUGUACUUUUUUGUGUUUGGUGACAGUUUUUGUCUCUGUAUCUGUUCCUAUUCUGUGCUGAAAUAUUCUUUGAACACUUAUAACAAUACAGAUAUCUCCACCAGUGGAACCAGUUUCUGUCAGAUGUGUCUAAUAACUGUUCUUUAGAAGAACUUUCCAUGCUUUAAGCUUUAAACUGACCCAUAAUAGAGCAGCUGAAAUAUUAUAGGCAAUGGAAUGACCAUGUAUAUAUGAUGUUCUAUUAAAAAUGCAAUUCAUGCCA